UGCCCUCAGUGAUGCUGCAGGCGUUGUAUAAGUUGAAGACGGCGAAGGUGUUUGAGCGCUCCCGGCGAUCGGAGGAGAAAGGAGGGUCAGAGAUGGUGGACGAGGAUCCGUUUGCCAUCCAGACGCUGAGCUGGUGUCCAGAGAGCAGAACGCUGUGUGUGGCCGGAGUCUCUGCUCACAUCCUCAUCUACAGGUUCAGCAAACAGGAAGUCACCACCGACACCCUGCAGCUGCUGGAGGUGCGUAUGCAGAGUGAGUUCAGUGAGGGGGACUCACCUGAGUCACCUGAGCAGAGCCUGCCCCCCCCCUCCAGCCCUCAGGAGGCCGACGCCCCCCCUCAGACCCCCAACUGUGACGGGCCCAGAGACAACAAACCCUGCCUGCAAGUGCGCUCCUCUCCUCUCAAACAGUCUCCAGGUUUCCAGGUGGAGUUGGUGGUUCAGCUGCUGUGGGUCAGUGGGGAGCCUCCUCAACCAAUCACAAGCCUCGCUGUCAACUCAUCGUACGGCCUCGUGGUGUUUGGGAACAGCAGCGGCCUCGCUGUGGUGGACUUCCUCCAGAAGACUCUGCUCCUCAACAUGGGAAUACCAGAGCUCUGCAGCCCAGCAGACCCUCACCUGAGGCAGCCCAGAUCCCCCCGCAAGACCAGGCACACCUCCACAGCCCCACAUCCCAAACCCUCAUGAUCUCAAAGGUCCUGACACACCAAGCCGACUUCGGCCGUCGGUAGAUGGCGAUAGAUGUCAGGCCGUCGGUGAGCGUCGUGUCUGUCACUACCCGAUCUGCAGCCCUGCCCGAUCUGCAGUGCCCAUGUGCGA
Notothenia coriiceps (black rockcod) is the source of this 818-nucleotide messenger RNA. RefSeq names its product syntaxin-binding protein 5-like. The coding region runs from base 12 to 686 and encodes 224 amino acids. Gene Ontology annotation, molecular function: syntaxin binding; myosin II binding; GTPase activator activity. NCBI's taxonomy places the organism in Eukaryota, Metazoa, Chordata, Actinopteri, Perciformes, Nototheniidae. The transcript is spliced from 5 exons. Gene Ontology annotation, biological process: Golgi to plasma membrane transport; exocytosis. The record is from RefSeq and is a predicted model, not a curated record. Gene Ontology annotation, cellular component: cytoplasm; plasma membrane; SNARE complex.